UGUUGAGCACAAUCGGCACAGCGACUUCGUUUCGAUUGUAUCCUACAUGUUGUACGUUUUAGCAUUAUAUCGCGUGUAGGCAUUCGCAUCUUCAUCUCCAUUUGGCUACAGUGAUUUGCAAACCAACCGAACAAUGCUACUACAAUGGGGGCAAUAUUUAGAAUCAAAUUUGCUCUUUGGUAGCACAAAUAUUCGCAAUGAAGAAGAAUAAGCUCUACGGUUAAACACAGGUACCAAAUACGUGAGAAGAAACAUUAGUUAACCAUACUAUCCAUAUGUCCAUACGGUGUACACCAGUGCAAACAGAUGUCUGCGUCAAAAACGUCAUUCCGGGGUUCACUUCGUUCGUUCGGAUCAUUCGGCCAGGACUAGCGAAAAAAAGUGAAGAAAAACCGGCAAAUCAUUGCUUACCCAAAUUGAUAACACGCUCGGUUACUGCGAUUAGUGAUUUGGAGUUUGUACGGGUACGGAAACGCAAUCAUGGCUUCCACCACUGGACAGGUGAUCAAGUGCAAGGCGGCCGUUGCCUGGGAGCCGAAGAAACCGCUUUCAAUAGAAACGAUCGAGGUGGCACCACCGAAAGCGGGCGAAGUGCGCAUUAAGGUGACCGCAUCCGGUGUGUGCCACACGGACGCGUACACGCUGGGCGGCCUAGACUCGGAGGGCGUGUUCCCCGUGAUUCUCGGCCACGAAGGCGCCGGCGUGGUGGAGAGUGUUGGCGAGGGUGUGACCAAGUUCCAGCCGGGCGAUCACGUCAUCCCGCUGUACAUUCCGCAAUGCUUCGAGUGCCGGUUCUGCAAGAGCCCCAAAACCAACCUCUGCCCGAAGGUGCGCGCUACGCAGGGUAAAGGCGUGCUGCCGGACGGUACGACGCGGUUCACGUGCAACGGCAAACAGAUCUACCAUUUCAUGGGCACGUCCACGUUUGCCGAGUACACGGUAGUGGCGGAGGUAUCGCUGGCCAAGAUCGACCCAAACGCACCGUUGGAGAAGGUGUGCCUGCUGGGUUGCGGCAUUCCGACCGGCUACGGUGCGGCGCUGAAUACGGCCAAGGUAGAGCCGGGCAGCUCCUGCGCCAUCUGGGGGCUGGGAGCUGUCGGGCUGGCGGUUGCGAUGGGAUGCAAGGCGGCCGGUGCCAGCCGCAUUAUUGGCGUCGACAUCAAUCCGGCCAAGUUUGAGAUUGCGAAGCAGUUCGGCUGCACGGAGUUUGUCAAUCCGAAUGACUACAAGGAGCCGAUUCAGCAGGUGUUGGUCGAAAAGACGGACGGCGGGUUGGAUUACACGUUUGAGUGUGUGGGCAAUGUGAACACGAUGCGGGCGGCCCUCGAGUCCUGUACGCGCGGGUGGGGCGUGUCGGUAAUUGUCGGUGUGGCGGAGGCAGGUACGGAGAUCUCCACCCGGCCAUUCCAGCUGGUAACCGGGCGCACCUGGAAGGGAACGGCUUUCGGUGGCUGGAAGAGUGUGGAGAGCGUACCGAAGCUGGUCAGCUCAUAUUUGCAGAAGGAGCUAAAGGUGGACGAAUUUAUCACGCACACGAUGGAGCUGGAGAAGAUCAACGACGCAUUUACGCUGAUGCAUGAAGGUAAAAGCAUUCGUUCGGUGGUGAACCUGUAGAAGCAAAAAGCGAGAAGCGAGAAAGGGGCCUAGCCGAACGGAUUUAUUACAUCGCACAACUUGAUCGAUGCCUUACCUAAUCUGUUCCUGUCAUCAAGUCGUUAUUGCAUAGCAAGAAUAAAGCGUGUCGUUUUAUAUAAAAA
Messenger RNA from Anopheles merus, 1757 nucleotides. Its product is annotated as alcohol dehydrogenase class-3-like. The record is from RefSeq and is a predicted model, not a curated record. NCBI's taxonomy places the organism in Eukaryota, Metazoa, Arthropoda, Insecta, Diptera, Culicidae. The coding region runs from base 481 to 1614 and encodes 377 amino acids. The transcript has 2 exons. Gene Ontology annotation, molecular function: zinc ion binding; S-(hydroxymethyl)glutathione dehydrogenase [NAD(P)+] activity. Gene Ontology annotation, cellular component: cytosol. Gene Ontology annotation, biological process: formaldehyde catabolic process.